Messenger RNA from Drosophila kikkawai, 1058 nucleotides. Its product is annotated as transmembrane protein 256. Gene Ontology annotation, cellular component: membrane. Lineage: Eukaryota; Metazoa; Arthropoda; Insecta; Diptera; Drosophilidae. The record is from RefSeq and is a predicted model, not a curated record.
UACAUCAAUCCGGAGUUAAAUCCCAUUAGGGCUGAAAUUCAGUGUGCUGGAAGUAAAUCCAUUGGAAACCUCGACGAUAGCCGACGAUCUGGCAACACCCGAUCUGUUUGCGUCUAAAUUUUUGUAGAAACAGCAGCUGUCUUGACCAGCGCCAAACAGAGUUUGAGCAAUUACACAGCAACUUCAACAUGUCACUCGGCGACACACUCGACUACAUCACCCUGGGCAAUCCUGUCAGCAAGAUGGUCAUCUCGACUGGAUCCGCCCUGCUCCGCACCAUUGGACUGCGUCCAAAGCAAAUCUCAGUGAAGGAUUCUGUCCUGCCGUUGCAGCCGUCAGUGCAUCAAUACGUGCAUCCGCACGGCUCGAUGUACUGCCUCGCCGGCAGUCACUACCAUUUUGUGCGGCUUGCCGGGAUUGGCGGAGCGUCGGCCAUUUUCAUGGGCGCCUACUGCAAGUACAUACUAAAGGAUAUCGGGGACCCCAAAGAGCAGAUCGACUCGCAGGCCUUCGCCGAUGUAGCCAAUCGCAUUCACUUUCUGCACUCCUUCGCCUUGAUGGCCAUGCCCCUGGCCCACUACCCAGUUCUCACUGGCACAUUGAUGGCAACGGGCACUGUGCUGUUCAGCGGCUGCAUGUACUACCGCGCCUUAACCGGAGAGAAGCGGCUGCAGCCGUACGCGACCGUUGGAGGAUUCUGCCUAAUGGCCGCGUGGCUGACCCUGGUCUUUUAAGAAGGAGCACGGAACGACUUAUUUUUAUCUUAUAUAUAGCACAUACCGAAAAGCAUGUCGUCGGGGGGCAACUAAAGCUAAGCCAAGUUAAACAUACAUAUUUCAGCUAUAAAUGAUAGAUACUCUUGUCUGCGCUACUCACAGUGCGCUGGCAGUAAUAUUAUUAAUAAUAUUAUAAAUAUAUAUUGUUGUAGUUUUAAAAGUGAACUCUAGGAGGGCUUUGCAGCUAAUGGAAGAUACUUUUCGAGUUAAAUGCGUACAAUUUCUUAGAGUAUAUAACAGUUUGCGCCAAAUGUGAAAUAAAAAUGUGAAUUAACAAAAGAA